Thalassophryne amazonica is the source of this 2645-nucleotide messenger RNA. It is a transcript of the gene clpxb, whose product is annotated as caseinolytic mitochondrial matrix peptidase chaperone subunit Xb. Lineage: Eukaryota; Metazoa; Chordata; Actinopteri; Batrachoidiformes; Batrachoididae. The coding region runs from base 103 to 1971 and encodes 622 amino acids. Gene Ontology annotation, molecular function: protein dimerization activity; zinc ion binding; ATP binding. Gene Ontology annotation, biological process: protein catabolic process; proteolysis; protein folding. Gene Ontology annotation, cellular component: mitochondrial matrix. The transcript has 15 exons. The record is from RefSeq and is a predicted model, not a curated record.
GACUUCUUGAAACCGAAACAAGCUUCGACACGGAGAUUCAGCGUCAUCUUUCUUCGUUAUUCGACACGCUCCGGAUUUUUGUAGUUUGAUCCAGAAGACGUUAUGGCCUGUCCGUGUUCUUCAACUGCUCGGUUGUUCUUACGUAUAGCGCACAGAGGAUUUUCCUGCUAUCGGAUUCCAUUACUUUCUCUGGGUCGUCAAGAGUCUCAGGACUGUCAUUUGCUUACCAGAAUAUCUGCAAGAUCGUUUACACAGGCUUCAGUGUGCUAUGCUGCUAAAGAUGGGACCACAAAGGAUGGUGGAAGUGAUGGUGGAAAGAAAAACAUGAGUGAAGGGAAGAGACAUUCUGGCUCUGGAGGAUCAGACAAGGGUGAUGGCCAGUAUCCCUGUCCUGAAUGUGGAGCUACAUGUACACGGGUGGAAACGUUUGUAUCAACAACUCGAUUUGUCAAAUGUCUAAAAUGCCGUUACUUAUUCAUGGUUGUGGGUGAUGAGAGCUCAAGUAAAGGGCUAAACAAAGAGCGCGAAGCUGCUGCAGAGGCUGCAAAACUUGCAUUUGCACAGAAACCACCACCUCCUCCUAAAAAGAUAUAUGCCUACCUCGACAAGUAUGUUGUUGGUCAAUCCUAUGCUAAAAAGGUGUUGGCAGUUGCAGUGUACAAUCACUACAAGCGCAUCUACAACAAUAUACCUGCUGGUAGUCGACAGCCGGUGGAGAUGGAAAAACAGCCUUCUCUAACAUUUCGUGAGCGAGAGAUGAGAAGACGAGCAGAUGAAUACGGAGUUACAAACCUCCUGAACAUCGCAGGGAUCAGCCCACAUGGAAAUGCUCUGGGAGCAUCCAUGCAGCAGCAGGCAAGUCAGCAGGCACCUCAGGAGAGGAGGGGCGGAGAUCUCCUGGACGCCACGCACACGGACAUUAAACUUGAGAAGAGCAACAUCAUACUUCUUGGUCCAACUGGAUCUGGAAAGACGUUGCUGGCACAAACACUUGCCCGCUGCCUGGAUGUUCCUUUUGCAAUUUGUGAUUGCACCACACUCACCCAAGCUGGAUAUGUAGGAGAAGACAUCGAGUCAGUUAUUACUAAACUGCUGCAAGAUGCUAACUACUCAGUGGAAAAAGCUCAGCAAGGUAUUGUGUUUCUGGAUGAAGUGGAUAAGAUUGGAAGUGUACCUGGAAUCUAUCAGCUGAGAGACGUUGGAGGAGAGGGAGUUCAGCAGGGCCUGCUUAAACUCUUAGAGGGGACAAUUGUCAAUGUUCCUGAGAAAAACUCCAGGAAAUUGAGAGGAGAGACGGUGCAGGUAGACACAACAAACAUCCUGUUUGUUGCAUCUGGUGCUUUUAAUGGACUUGAGAGAAUCAUAAGCAAAAGAAGGAAUGAAAAGUAUUUAGGUUUUGGAAGCCCAUCUAACCUGGGGAAAGGCCGGCGUGCAGCAGCUGCAGCAGCCUUAGAAAGUGGUGAUACGGACACUCUUGCAGAGAUUGAGGAGAAGGACAAGCUGCUGAAGCAUGUAGAGGCAAGAGACCUGAUUGACUUUGGAAUGAUCCCAGAGUUUGUUGGCCGCCUUCCUGUGGUUGUACCACUGCACAGCCUUGAUGAAGACACACUGGUUCGAAUCUUGACUGAACCAUGUAACGCGUUGGUGCCACAGUAUCAGGCGUUAUUCAACAUGGACAAAUGCAAACUCAAUGUGACUCCUGAUGCCCUGAGAGCCAUUGCUAGAUUAGCCCUGGAGAGAAAAACUGGAGCACGUGGACUCAGAGCCAUCAUGGAAAAGCUGCUUCUUGAGCCGAUGUUUGAGGUGCCAGACUCCAACAUUGUGGCUGUUGAGUUGGACAAAGAUGCUGUCCUGGGAAAAUCACAACCCCAAUUCUUCAGAGUUCCAGCCAAGCAGUCGUCAGAGGAGGUGUACGAUUUAGGGGUUGAAGAGGACAAUUGGCCACGGAAGGCAGAUGCUGCAAUUAACUGAAUCACAUCUUAAUUUCACAAGGCUGAAAGAUUGUGAAAUUGUUGGACAACUGAUUGUCUGGGUAUCAAAUCUGGGUUUGAUUUCGGCUCCAUUGCCCUGACAGCCAAGCUUUGGAGGGUGUGGUCGAAGUUACAAGACUGCAGCAUUGCUUGGUCCUGUGCAUCUGAUAACCGGCCAGGUGCACUGUAUUAUUUUCAAAAUCUCAAUCUCUGGGGAUUGUCAACAUUUUAUCUAUAUAAAGAUAAUGCAAUUUUAUUUGUGAAAGGAUGUGUAGUGUUUUGUUUAGGGGGGGCUGAUAAGACUUAGGACAACAAAGUCAUAAAAACGUAUUGUACAUGGGGCUUAAAGUGUCACACAUUGCCAUGCAAGUAAUGCCUUAAAUGUUGAAGGCAUGGUUUUCCAUGAACACCAAUAUUUUGAUUUCUGUUUAAUCACCGUUGUAAUAAUGGUGAUUGCAGUUUAGGUAGCAUUUUUAAGUAGUAUCUUUUUGACCUGUCAACAGAACACUCAGGUCUGUAAAUACUUCCUCCCAGAUAUAGUAACUGCUGGUUGUCUACCCUGAGCAUAUUGGAGUUGAAAGUCAAAGUACAAAGUACAUAUUUAUUGCUUUGAGUGUUAUGUACAUUUUGGCUAAACAGGGUAGUAAUUGCAGUACUUCUACGCUGAAACCUUUU